AUGGGGUUUGUAUCCAGGCCGAGCAGAAGGGACCACGGUCGACGGGAGCCCAGCCUGUUCCUGGAGAAAUACGGCUACAUCAGCGAGCUGGGGGCUGGCACGCACAGCCACGAGGAGUUCACGGAGGCAGUGAGGAGAUGGCUUGCUGCUCAGAUGUGGUUGCAGAGGCAAAUCCUUCUUGUUUUAUCACCUGGAUGCAUUCCUGACAGCAAGGCACGGGGCUCUCUGGGGGAGAGCCGCGCUGCCGGGGCACGUCGGGCAGCCGCCGCCCGGCGCCGCAGGCGCACCCCGCGGCACGGUGGGAGGUGGUACAAGCGGCACCUGACCUACCGGGUGGUGAACUGGCCCCCCUACCUGCCGCAGCACGAGGUGCGCCUGGCCGUGAAAGCCGCCUUCGAGCUCUGGAGCAAUGUGUCCUCGCUGGUGUUUUGGGAGGCGCGGGACGGCCUGGCUGACAUCCGCCUGACUUUCUUCCAUGGGGACCACAACGAUGGACUCAACAACGCCUUCGAUGGGCCAGGAGGUGCCCUGGCUCAUGCCUUCUUCCCCCGGCGUGGAGAAGCCCACUUCGACAGCGCCGAGCGCUGGUCCCUGCACAGCGGCAAAGGGCGCAACCUCUUCAUCGUGGUGGCACACGAGGUUGGCCACACGCUGGGGCUGGAGCACUCUCCCGUCAAGAGUGCCCUGAUGUCUCCCUACUACAAGAAGCUCAGCAAGGAUUUUGUCCUCAGCUGGGAUGACAUCUUGGCUGUCCAGAACUUGUAUGGGAAGCCCUCCAAGGGCUCAGCCAUCCAGCUCCCGGGAAAGGUCUUCACUCACUUCCAGGACUGGAGCACAGACCUCUACGGCAGGGACCAGCAACAGAGGAGCCUCAGCGCCUAUUACUGCCACUCCUUCUUCGAUGCCAUAACUGCUGAUGCAGAUCACAACCUCUACAUCUUCAAGGGCAGCCACUACUGGGUGGUGCCAGCAAGUGGCAAUGCCAGCGACCCGCAGCCCCUGCAGACGCGCUGGCCUGGCCUCCCUGCUGGCAUCGACGCCUGUGCCUGGUCCCAGCUCAGCGGCAAGUUUUACUUCUUCAAAGGUGGCCGAUGCUGGUGCUACACAGGCUCCACCUUGGCGGCAGGUUUUCCCCAGAAAUGCAGCGCCCGUGGCCUCCCGCGGCACCCCGACACCGCACUCUACUUCCAGCAGCUCCAGCGCCUGGUCCUCUUCAAAGGACCCAAGUACUUCGUGGUGAGCGAGGAGACCCUCAGCACGGAGCCCUACUACCCCCGCAGCCUGCGGGACUGGGAGGGCUUGCCCCCUGGCACGGCGGGCGCCCUCAACCAUCGCGACGGCUUUGUCUACUUCUUUCGGGAUGACCAGUACUGGCAAUUUGACCGGGCGAAACUGCAAGUGGUGGCCACCGGCAAAUGGGCCACCCAGUUACCCUGGAUGGGCUGCUGGGAUGCAAAUGGUGGGCAGCUCCUCUUCUGAGCAGUGUGCUGGGACAAAAAGGGGAGGCUGAACCCCACCUUGCUCACCGCUGCCUGGAUCCUUUAUUUGACUCUGGAUUCCUGUCGGGGAAGGGUUCGGCAGGGACCGGCAGGCCGGGGCUGCCUGCGGACGGCUGGAGCUGUGGGUCAGUGGAGCGAUGCCCUGGCGCAGCGGGGAUGCAGCUGUCAGCCCAGGCAGUUCUGCUGUGGCCAGGGGGGCUGGAGGCUUUGGGAGACAGUAUUUUUUUAAAAAGACCACAAAAAAGGGGCACAAGCCAUGGAGACUGCAAACACACCCAUUUCUGUUAAAGUUCAGGAUAUUGUUACAUGUUGGUUGUUUUUGUUUUUUUUUAAAGCAGGACUGGGGUUUGUUGCUACUUUAGCUGUUAUUUUCCCAUGAUCAGGCAGAGAAGUGUCUCGCUGUUGCUUGGUCUGGGGCUUGAGUGGUUUUAAAUAAGAGACUGAGAAUAUUUCCUGGCUAGACAAAAAGAAAAGAGACAUUUGGACAAAAAUACAGGUCUGUGU
Athene cunicularia (burrowing owl) is the source of this 2003-nucleotide messenger RNA. RefSeq names its product matrix metallopeptidase 28 (gene MMP28). Bases 1 to 1479 code for a protein of 492 amino acids. The record is from RefSeq and is a predicted model, not a curated record. The transcript is spliced from 9 exons. Lineage: Eukaryota; Metazoa; Chordata; Aves; Strigiformes; Strigidae. Gene Ontology annotation, molecular function: zinc ion binding; metalloendopeptidase activity. Gene Ontology annotation, cellular component: extracellular matrix. Gene Ontology annotation, biological process: proteolysis; collagen catabolic process; extracellular matrix organization.